AUGGGAAAAAAGAUCGAAAAUAGCCGGGUUCCAUGUCAUAUCGGCACUGUCCUAUUGACCUGGGAGUAUUUGGAGGCAGAGAACCAACCGUCGGUCUUGCUACCAAAUGAGGAAGCAGGAACCAUCUGGUGUCGGUAUCAGCUUGGUUGCAAACAACUACAAGAGGCUACAGAGGUUAACCUCCCUCUCGAAACGUAUCCCUCAAUUGAAGAGUCUCCGUACUACUGCUUCGGAUACUGGAGAAUUGUCCUUGACCCCCAAGGAAACUACGAAGGCAAGGCCUGCUCUGGAAUAGUGGGACCAGGCUCUCUGUGGAUUGAGUAUGUCGAGAGCUUUACAGACCCCAAAGACUGGUAUAUCUCUGAGGUACUCGGUGCCGCAUACGAGAACAAGUAUGGGUUUGCGACCUUGAAGUACAUUUUCGUAGACAAUAUCGUCGAGACUGAAACCAGAGAGUUCUGUCUAACACAACUCCUCACUGAGCGCAAUGGUCUUUGUAGGCCACCUCCAGAAAACAAAGUCUUUGUCUGGCGUUACUCCUCUGCUGAAUUCCGGGCCUUACUGGGUACGCCAAUCGGCAGGGUAGUCGCAGGUCUCGUCCUUUGUGUCAUUGCAUCGUCGAACACAGACUGA
This is a messenger RNA of Penicillium cataractarum, 633 nucleotides long. RefSeq lists its product as uncharacterized. The record is from RefSeq and is a predicted model, not a curated record. NCBI's taxonomy places the organism in Eukaryota, Fungi, Ascomycota, Eurotiomycetes, Eurotiales, Aspergillaceae. The coding region runs from base 1 to 633 and encodes 210 amino acids. The transcript has a single exon.